AUGUCUGACGUUAAGGUUCCCGGAUUCCAGGCUUCCGAGCUCAUUGCUGGCCUCCAAACUGCCUUUGGCAAGUACAGCGACACCGAGAAGCAGGCCGAGAUCAAGAAGAACAACGGCAUCUUCGAGCUCCAGGUCACCAAUGACAAGAAGGAGACUGCCACCUGGACGAUUGACUUGAAGAAGACCGGAACGGUGUACAAGGGCAAGGCUCAGCCCAAGGCUGAUGUCACCAUCAUCCUCUCCGACGCCACUCUUAUGGAGUUGGCUUCUGGCAAGCUUAACGGCCAGAAGGCUUACAUGACCGGCAAGCUCAAGACCCGCGGCAACAUGAUGCUCGCCACCAAGCUUGACGGUGUCCUAAAGGGCGCCAAGGCCAAGUUGUAAAAACGUCGUCGACACCACCCUGCUAGCAUAACGCACCCCAUUUGUACCAAUACACAUCUCAUACCUUAAAGUUUUAUCUUUAUUUUUCCCCUAGUUUUCUCUCCAUACCAGCCCAUUCCCAAUGACAUGGAUUUGAAA
Messenger RNA from Coprinopsis cinerea okayama7#130, 522 nucleotides. RefSeq lists its product as hypothetical. NCBI's taxonomy places the organism in Eukaryota, Fungi, Basidiomycota, Agaricomycetes, Agaricales, Psathyrellaceae. The record is from RefSeq and is a predicted model, not a curated record. The coding region runs from base 1 to 384 and encodes 127 amino acids. The transcript has 5 exons. Gene Ontology annotation, cellular component: cytosol.